Sphenostylis stenocarpa is the source of this 348-nucleotide messenger RNA. Lineage: Eukaryota; Viridiplantae; Streptophyta; Magnoliopsida; Fabales; Fabaceae. The record is from the annotation of a GenBank genome assembly.
AUGGGCAGGUUGAGUGAGACUACAAGGAUUGGUGGCACAAUUGGGUACUUGCCCCCUGAGAGCUUCCAGAGAAGGAGCAUUGCUACCUCAAAAUAUGAUGUUUUCAGCUUUGGAAUAGUUGUGUUGGAGGUUGUGGCUGGCAGGAGGGCCAUUGAUCUCACAUACCCUGAUGAGAAAAUCAUCUUGCUUGAUUGGGUCAGAAGGCUUAGUGAUGAAGCUAGGCUUGUUGAUGCUAGGGACACAAGGCUGAUAGACGGUUCCUAUAAGGUUUUUGACAUGGAGCAAUUGAUUCACAUAAGCCUCUUGUGCACACGCCAUGACCCUCAAUUGAGGCCAAGCAUGAAAUGA